Messenger RNA from Nothobranchius furzeri (turquoise killifish), 9246 nucleotides. RefSeq names its product lemur tyrosine kinase 3 (gene lmtk3). Gene Ontology annotation, biological process: protein phosphorylation. Gene Ontology annotation, molecular function: ATP binding; protein kinase activity. NCBI's taxonomy places the organism in Eukaryota, Metazoa, Chordata, Actinopteri, Cyprinodontiformes, Nothobranchiidae. The record is from RefSeq and is a predicted model, not a curated record.
CGCAACAAGGAAGGCGAGGAGACGCUCUUUAUUAUUAGGAGGGAAGCGGAGGGGGAGAGAGUGCGAGACGGCACAGACCGCGGCGGGGUGAACGGGAGCGAGGAGGACACCCGACAGUCGGCUGCGUCGCUCGGAUGGUGUUGUUGAUCCGGACGCGGAGACGAUGCGGCCACACUGCUGGGUGAUGGUGGCGCUGGCUGGCAUCAUGUCGUACCUCAGCCCGGAGAGAGCGCUCGGGGCGCCGCAGAGGGAAGUUUCUCAGACCAGAGCUGAAUCCCUCUCUGCUCCUCCUUAUGUUGUCAUUCUCAUCUCCUGCUCGGGGCUCGUCUCUUUCGUCCUGCUGCUCCUCACCUGCCUCUGCUGCAAGAGAGGGGGAGUGGGCUUCAACGAGUUUGACAAUGCAGAUGGCGAGGAGUGCUCUGGAGUCUCCAGUCCCAUCCAAGAGGACAGCCUGUCUUCAUGUCCCUCCCUCCCUGAAGUCUACACCUUGCCAGUUAGAGACCGCCACAGCUGCUCUGCCCUGCAAGAUGGAGCCGACUCCAAAUCUCAGCGCUUCAAAAGACACACUUUAAACUACCUUCAGGAGAUAGGAAACGGCUGGUUUGGGAAGGUGAUCCUGGCUGAAGUGCUGUGCGACUGCAGCUCCUCUCAGGCGGUGGUGAAGGAGCUACGAGUGAGCGCCAGCCCCCUCGAGCAGAGGAAGUUCCUAGCCGAGUCUGAGCCGUACAGGAGCCUCAAACAUCCCAACAUUCUUCAGUGUUUGGGUCAGUGCAGCGAGACCAUCCCGUUUCUACUCGUCAUGGAGUUUUGCCAACUGGGGGACUUGAAGAGAUAUCUGCGAGCUCAACGCAAGUCCGAUGGGAUGACUCCAGACCUGCCGACCAGGGACCUCCUGACUCUUCAGAGAAUGGCCUUUGAGAUCACUUCAGGUCUGCUGCAUCUUCAUGAAAACAGCUACAUCCACAGUGAUCUGGCUUUAAGGAACUGCCUUCUGACCUCGGACCUCACAGUCAGGAUCGGUGAUUAUGGUCUCUCACACAAUCACUAUAAGGAGGACUAUUACCUGACUCCUGACAAACUGUGGAUCCCACUGAGAUGGAUCGCUCCUGAGCUGCUGGAGGAGUACCGAGGAUCUCUCAUCGUCACGGACCAAACCAAGACCAGCAACGUGUGGUCUUUGGGGGUGGUGAUUUGGGAGCUGUUUGAGUUUGGAGCUCAGCCCCACAGACACCUGAGUGAUGAAGAGGUGCUCACCUUUGUCAUCAGGGAGCGACAGAUCACGUUGGCUCAGCCCCGACUGAAACUCUCCCAUGCAGAUUACUGGUAUGAAAUCAUGCAGUCCUGUUGGCUCCCCGUGUCACAGCGGCCCUCUGUAGCUGAAAUAUUCCUCCUCCUGUCCUCCCUCCUCACUGCUGAGCAAGGGUUGGCAAGAAGGAGUGUUGGAGAAGAGGAUGAAGAUGAUGAGGAGUAUCAGGAGAGCAGAGGAAGGAGAGGAGAGAGUGAGGAGUCAUUUGAAAGACGCUGGAAUCUGCUGCGUCCUCCGGCCUUUCGGGCUGCAGCAAACGAGCGGCAUCGGGACAGAGAGUACAUCAGGAAUAGCAGAGACAGCUCCUACCCCCUCCUGGACCCUGUAGGGAACUGCAUUACCCCAUCCUCUACUGAACUGGAUGACAUCCUGACUGUUACAGAGACUAGCAAAGGCUUGAACUUUGAGUAUUUGUGGGAAAAAGCUCAUGCCAGACGAGGCUACAAGCCCCUUCCUCCUCCUCAGCAAAUCCCCACUGUGAACAAUAACCACAGACAGUCUUUAGACACCCCCACGGUGGUGCCGGUGAUCAGCGCCCGUAGCCCCUCGCUCGCCAGCGAGUACUACAUCAGACUGGAGGAGCACACACCCCAGGACAAGUCUCCAACUCUUAAAGGCAUGUCCCAGUCGUCCCUGCGGUCUAAUUCUGUUUGUCCGGGAGACGUGGAGCUUGUGGAGAUUCGCAGCGGAAUGCUGGGAAAAGAGCGAGUCCCGUAUUGUUCUUCUGAGAAGAGCAAAAAGACGCUCCACACGAUCCGAUCGAGCGAGGUGCAGCUCCAGGUGCCGAACACGGGAGUGGCUGAGUUCAGAGACGCGUCCAGCAGGGUGACGGACUUCUCCGUGGUCGACUUGGACGACGAUGACGACGUGGAGAAUAAAAAGACAAACGAGGGACACAAAAACUCCUCCACGACAUUUCAGGCACCGCUCCUCCCUCCCAAGCCUCGCACCAUGUCCUUGUCCAACCACCUCCACUCCCGCCCCCUCCCUGCCCCCCCGCUCGGAUAUAGAGGUCUGCCUCACUACACCAUCAGUGGCAAAAUCGAGACAGACCCCCUGCACACGAGCUCCUGCCCGCCUUCUACCUUUGAUCACCUCAGCCUCCAUCGCUCUCGACUGACUCUGCCCCCCUCCCCGUCCCUCUCCCCCUCCAUCCCCCCAUCGAGCCAUCCGAUAUACCCUCAAACCUGUCCUCCCCCUCUUCCUCCCCACUCCAAGCCUCAGAGAUGUGCUCCAGGUUACAGCACAGACCUGAGAUAUGCCAAGCCACAGAUGCAGAGAUCCAACAGAGACCCACUAUCCUGUGACGUGUCUGAUAUCGAGGAUGACAACCAGCUGUUACACCCCUCCAUGGAGGCCUCUCACUCCCGAGUGAAAGACUUUGACUCUCCGAUUCGUAGAGAAAACCCUUUGCGUCCUAUUUACAGAAACCCGCCUCGACCUCAGACAGCAAACAUCCAGAUCGACAGACAGUCUUCUUCAAGUCCCACAUAUUCAGACGAGGACGACUCCCCCUUUACGUCUCCCGAGAGGCCCGGAAACGGGAUGACCGUCACGCACUCCAGCCUAUCUGAAGAUGCGGACCCAACCACAGCAGAGCUCUUCUCCAGGGGAAUGAAGCGAACCCAGUCGCGCCUCGACACCAUUCUGCCCAACAUUUGGAGGGAAGAUGCAGAACUUCAGGCAGAGUGUGUCGCGGCGGCCAACAAAUCCCCAAUGCAUCUGUUUUUGACCGAGAUCUCGAGCGCGACAGAGCUGAGUGAGCCCAAGUCGGAGGAAGAGGAGGAGGAGGAAGAGAAAAAAGAUGGAGAGGGAUGGGGGAACUUUGUACCCCCCAACAAAGGGAUACGCCGCACCCAGUCGCUGAUCACGGAGCUUGGCCCGCCAGGACAUGUGUGGGGACAAGAGAACCAUGUCAACAGGACAAGUUUUGUGGAGAACACUUCAACAGCAGACGAGUCUUUCCAGGGGGAUCUUUUUCUCACAGAGAUUGACACAGAAAUUGUGGACACUGAUGUGAAUGAAGGGUCAGAAAAUGAUCCAGUUAAAUAUCUCUAUCCUGCAGGAUCCAGGUUGCGGCCUUAUGUCUGCAGCCCCGGAAGAGAGUCGGAGGAAACCAACACCAAAGUAAUGAGGAGAUCUCGAUCCCUGGUGACUGAGAUCACGGUUGAAAAGCAAGAAUCUGAAAUCCAGAAUCCACAGAGAACUGAAAUGACCAGAGAGGAAUUCCUGAAAGAGAUCCAGUCUGCGGAGACAUUCUUAACCGAAAUCAUCUCGAGACAAAACGCUGCCCCGAGCAAGACGGAGUCAGAUCCGCCCUGCUCUCCCACUCCUCUGUCUCCUGAAUACGAGUCCAUUUGCUUUGACCCAAACUCCACUCAGACCAUCAGAUUUCAGUCAGAGAGCUCCAUACGGGCGUCAAACAGAGGCAGAGAUGACAAUCAGACUGAGGCUAUCUAUGCACAAGUGACCAAACGUGCUAAAAAGAGUGAGAUCAAAGUUUCCAUCAGACCUGAGAUCCCCAAACUCCACAUAGGAUCAAAUAAACAGCCUCUGAUUCUGAACAGCCAAGGAAACCAUGCCGAUCACUGCCAGUCCGAGGAGUUUGUGUUUUCAGAAGUCGUGCCCAAAAAUGGUCUGUUACACAAUCAAACACUCCGGUGUCAGAAAGAAGAUCAGGAGGAGGAGUGUUCAGACGGACCUGCUUUACCUGCCAGAGGAGAUCUAACAGAUCUGUCUCCUUCUGCUGAGAGAACAGACUCCAACACUGUGAUCCAACUCCAGAACAAACAUAAAACGGACUUUGAGGCCUCUAAAAGUACAAAAUCCUCUAAUAAUAAAAACUUUGCAAAUGGAGAAAAGGUGAAUAAUCAUGAAAACGGCAGUCAUAUCCAAACUGAACCCGAUCCCGGAGCCAGUCCUGGCACUCCAGAGUGGAAUCCAUCCUCUGAUGUCUCGCUCCCCACCCCCACUGACUCGGUCUUGUCACCUCUGACCUCCAGCUCAGCGGACGGCCUAACACCCAGUGACUCAUGGACAGGAUCGGGUGGAGGGGGAGGCAGUGGGUGGCGGGCUCUGGGAAGCGACACACCACAUAGAGAUUCUGCCUACUUCUCAGACAGCGACUGGGAGGGUGACGGGAUGAUCCGGAGGGGCGGUGACGGACUCCCCGCGAGGCCGAGCAGCGGGCGAGGCGUUGAGCGUGGAAUACUGUCAGGGAUAGAGGAGAAAACCGAAGAGGAGGGGGAGACGGGAGAAAAGAGCUCAUUACGAAACAGUGUACACACUUCUGGUUACGAAACAGGAACAGGAGAUCAAAAGACUGCAGAGAUUUGUGAAAAUGUGCACAUAGUGUCUCAAAAUACUUGUGAAAAUGACAUCUCUCAUUUAGACGAUGCUGUCAACAAAGGGCUGAAGUCCACACAAAGGGACGAUUCAGGCAUAUUUCACAACGAGAGCAAAAGCUCAACGCUUCUGUGUGAUGAUCCUGAAGUCAAGGGCUGUAUUGACCUCGUUGAUGAGUUGUUUUCCAGAUUAGACGAGGAACCACCGAAAGGGCUGCCACACAGCGACGGGGUUGAGAUGGACAGUCAUUACACGGAUGGCGUCAUUUCCAAAGUAACAGAAUACAAACACUCUGUGGAGGGUGACUUAAAUCUGCGCUAUGAAAGCCCCACAGAGACAGGUGGUUUGAUCAUUUCUGGACCAGGCGACCAGUCAAACGGUGGGGCGGGUGUCAGAGAAAAGGACCAAACUGGACUGAUGACCCUGAAACCUGGGAGUGGAGCGGUGGAUUCGCAAAGUGGCAACACAGAAUCCAGAUCGUCAAAGCUCUGUGGCGUUGAGGACACGUGUAGCGAAGAAGACCAGCCGUAUGAAGAUCACAAUGAGCUGGGUCUGAGGAACCUUCUCUGCUCCAGCCAUGCACCAGAUACGAGUGAUCUACUGGAGAUGGGGACACGUCAAACCUGUGGCGCGCUGGCAAAAACCACGGAGGACAAAUAUCCCAUUAGGAAAAACGACUCGGCUAAAAAUGUGAAUUCUUGUGAGCAGCUGGAUGUGAUGUCUGAAGACUGGUGGAAUGCUCUGGAAGAAGAUGAGGAAAGACCGGGAUCUGAAGUUGUAAGAGGGGAACUUGACUGUCACCGUGCGGCGCAGUCAGCGGAUUUCCACUUGUGGCCCGAUCAGAACGACCAGUGGGCUUCUCCUGAGAAGAGGAGCCAAGAGGUCGACCUGAGAUCCGAGUUUUGUUCUGGUAACAAGGAGUGGGAGGCAGGAGGGAGGCUGCUGGUGGGUCAGGAGUUCUGGGAGACUGAAGGAAAUGAUGAACUUCCAGGAAAUGAGCCUCACCCUGCAGCGUCAGGGGGCCACCAAGAAACCCAGACCAAGAGAAAACAAAGAACGAACAAUGAUCUUAUUGUGAGGGAAACGAUGGACUCUAAAUCAUCAGUCGAACAACAGACUGCUGCUGAAGUCCAGCAAGAAGAAAAUCUGGAGAAUCUGGAGGAGAUGGAUGGUUUUAAGGGGGAUGCUCAGGGAAAGACCUCAGAUUUUGAAGUAGAGAACGUAGAAAUUCCAGAAGAGGAGCCCUUUGUGCAAGGAGAGGGGCAGAUUUCCUUGUGCAUUAAGGGUGACAUGGAGGAGAAUCAAAAUUUUAACAGGUGGCCUCAGAAUCAACUCGGCAGCGUCCACAGAGUGGAGCAGACAGCUGUGAACGCUGACAGAGACUCCGAGAACCACUUCAGCCAGACUUUACAUAGUCAAAGCUCCAACAUAUCCAUCAGCAUCACCGAAGCUCCUCGGGAGAUGUUUACAGAUCAGCAAAACGAUGAUCAUAACUCAGAAGCUGAAACGAGAUUGCGGUACGCUAGGCGAUACGUCGAAGAAGAACUUCACGGGGUUGAGGAGGACUUUGAAGACACGCCGUCUCGUCCCAGCACCUUUGAACCGCUGAAGGAUGUGGAGCAGUCGUGUCCACAGGCCGAUAAUUUCAGCUCUGUAGAUUUUCCAAGUCCUCCACCGAGCAUAGACCUUGAUGUACAAGAUGAUAAACUGGAAAGUCUGGACGACUCUUUUCCUAGUCCACCACCCUCCAUUGUACAGGCAGAGGACUUUAUUACUCACAUCAAUCUAGAGGACUUUAUUGCCAGUUCUGAGACAGAGUCGUAUAUUCCCUCAACUAACAACACAGAAGUCUCAGAGCCGCUUCUGCAAGAUUUACCGCCCGCUACAACUCAGAAUAAAGGGAUCUUAGUCAAUCUGAACCUCCCCUCUGUGCACAUAACACUGGCUGAUGACAACAACUUUACGUCAAACACAGAAAGUCAAGAACAUCACGAGAACUUUAGCCCAACAGCUCCUUCCACACCCCAAGGUCCGCUGAACAACAUCCCAGAGUUAUUGAUCUCAGAGUGGAAGGACCUGGAUGAGGAGCCGUUAGAGGAUUUUGAGAAACUGGAACAGCUCUGUUGCAUCUCCGGGGAUGAAGAGGAGUCUCUGGGGGAGCUUUUCAUGGGGAACUUCGAGUUCCUGGAGUCUUUGAAGAAGACACCAAAACAAAAGAGCGGCAGCGUAGGUGAUACCGACGCCGGUGAUGGGAUAAGUGACGACUCGUCUCCUGAGGGAAGCAGGAUGGAUUUAAAGGCCGAAGACUCCAAUAAGUUGGAGGAAUCUAAUCAAACCACCAUCCUGGAUUCUGUAGACAGUUCGCCACUGCCAGAAGAGAGGAAAGAUGAUCAAGAAUCCAAAACAUCUGACGUCAAAAAUCAGGGAUCUCGUUCUAAGAAGACGGUCAAAAACGGCCUCAUGAUGCAGGUGUGUGAGGAGAGGCUGCAGUUCUCCCUGAGUGAAAAUGUGAAAACAAAUGUGCUUUGGGGGGCAGACGUAAAGGAGACGGUCACCCUUCGGCCGUGGGGGGAACAAGAGACAGAAAGCAGCAGUGAGCUGAAACACCAAACAGAGGAUGGAAGCCAAGAGGAACAGGAGGCUGCCUCCAGCAAUCAGCCCCUCACACAGUCUGAUCAAACUAAAUCUGAGCUGCUCACUGUGAUUGAACAACCUGAGAUCACCCCGUCUCAACCUGCUGCAAACCAAGCAAUGAAAGCGAAACUCGCUCGUCUGUCUCUCACGCUCCCUCCUCUUGCUCUGAAUCUUCCCCUCACUCCGACCGGAAAAGGAGGAUUUGGGGAUGGCCCCAUCGGAAAUCGUAUCGGAAGGCGAAGAGUUCUGUCAUCGGGAAGUGACCCGGACGAGGAAGAAGAAGAUGAGCAAGAGGAUGAGAGCUCCCACAGGGUGAUCGUCGUCACGGAGACAGAUGUGGACAAACGCAUUGGGCUGAGGAGUCUGCUGAAAUCCCCCAAAGAACCGCUGGACAGGGAGCGGGACAGAGGCAGGAAUGUGUCCUUUUUUGAUGAUGUCACGAUCUAUCUGUUUGAUCAGGAAACACCGACCAAUGAGCUGAGCGCAUCGGCUCCCACAAGUCCAGUAGCAGUGUCUGUUAAAAGCAGCAAGUUGGACUUUCAUGGGCCGAAAAAGGGCAAAGACUCCAAAAGGAAAGAGGACUUACCGAUCAAGCCGAGGCCGCCCGUGACUUCCUCCCGCUUCACUGUCAGCCCCGCCGAUGACCCCCACUCGGUGUGAUGUAGAACAUCAUCACAGGAACUCUCAGAGACGAGCCCUCUCCAGAGGGCAGUGAAUUUACCCAACAACCAGCCAUUCACCCAGAAGAUAUUUUUUUACUGAACAGGCGACCAGAACGUUGAGACGCUGACUCUGGACACAUUCCCGGACUUCGCCAGUGACAGGAUCUUGUAUGAAAAGUUAUCUGAGCUCCUGCCUGCCACUGUUUACAGAGUCUUUGGAAAUAUGAGCUUAUGUUGGAAAAAGAGCAACUUUGGAGCUUUGUAAAAUCUGAAACAACUUUGUCAGCUAUGCAGUGGGAGUCUUGCUGUGUACCAGCGUACCUUCUCUUUUCUCCUUUAUUCUGUUGAAUCGUUUUCUUAGGGUGUGUGGGAGGGAGAUGCACUUUCUUUAGUCGUUCAUCCGUCUGUGUAUACGCUUGGACUCUUCCCCAGUUUAUCCUCAACGACGUUUUUCUUUGCAGUCAGUCCGUCGUGCUUGUAGGCAGCAGUUUCAAGCAGACAUUUCCUGACUCCUGUAUCUGAAAAUACUCCUCAGCAUUUGUGCAAGUAUCACAACAUAGGUGGACACAAUAUUGUUUUAGAGCUUUUGCUUUAAGAAGCAAUCUUGGACUGCAAAAAAAGGUAUUUUACUUUGGAUUUGUAUCUUAGAAAAGCAUUUUUAAAAUUUGUUUUAUUUUUAUAUUUAUCAUACUGAUAGAAUUAUUUGCUGUAAACCAAGUUGUGCAAAUUAGUUAAUUAAUUUACCUAUUUAUUUAUUUGUUUAUUUAUAAGUUCAUUUAUUUGCUUUAGAGUAGUUAACAUUUAUGAAAUUUAUUUAGUUUGGGAUAAAGUGCAUCCAAGUUGUACAUUCUCUUAAGAUCUUCAUAACAAAUACAAUAUUUUCCCAAACAUUUUAAUUGCUGGAAGAAAAUGUAUUUCGAAUAAUUUUACUUGUUAAUAUAUUAUGACGAUCUUUACUGUGUGGAAAUCUCUCUCUCUCUCUCUCUCUCUCUCUCUCUCUCGGUCUUGGUCAACAUUUUCAGGAGCUUUACCACUUUUUUACUUGUUUGUUUGAUAAUGAUUAUUGUAGCUUAGCACCACAAAUCAGAGCUUUUCAUGAGUAAAUAAGUCAAUUUGUUUGUGUAUUUGUUGAUUAAUUUAUUCUUCUUUUUUUAACUAAUAACAGUUGGUCAUGCUGCAGAGGUCCGGCAAGUCUGUUUAGUCUGUUUCAAUGUUAAACUUGUGUUGUUUUAAAAUGAUUUUCAAAGGGGACGAUGUAUAAAUAAGAAGAAAUAAGAAAUAAAAACAGAAAAAAGUUGA